AUGACUUCGACACUGCUACCACCGCCCAAGCCGCUCGACGCUACUGGUGACAUUUUCCACGGCUGGAACAUCUGGAAAAGUGAGUUCGAACUUUUUGCAACAGCGACAAGGCUGAAUCUACAGCCCGAGGAUGUUCAGACCGCUACGUUUUUAAUGGCGAUCGGUGAAGAUGCAAGGCGUGUUUACCGCACCUUCAAGUUUGAAAAUGAGGAACAGAAGAAUGAUCGGAAAGUUUUAAUGCAGAAGUUCGAAGAGUAUUACAGACCAGUUACAAAUCUCACCUACAACGAGUUUCGGUUUGGUUCCAGGAACCAGCGCGAGGGCGAGUCAUUUAACGAAUGGCUCACAGAACUGAAGACUCUAGCUGCGCAGUGUGAAUUUGGCGAGAUUGAAGAUAGACUUCUACGCAGUAGAAUAAUCCUUGGAAUACGGGACAAAGAACUGCAGCAGAGACUUAUCUCUGAAAAUCCCUCAUACGGAAAAACGGUUGAGAUUUGCCGUGCUAAGGAACAGAGCAAAGAACAGGUCGCUGAAAUCCGAGGCAGCCAGGGCGGCAGCACUCCUUUUGAAUCAGAAAGGAACAUUGACGCUGUAAAAGCAAAAACUGCCACCUGCCCGAAAUGCGGCUUACAACAUCAAAAACCGACAAGAUGUCCAGCAAUAGGGAGGUAUUGCAAGAAUUGUAAUGGCCGAAACCAUUUUGCUAGUGUGUGCCGCACACCAAGCUCGAAAACGCGGCCAGAAGGACGGCACGUACGACAGGUGGAAAUGAUUGGCGACGAGGCAUACUUCCUUCAAGCGUUGGAGGUUCAAGCGGUCACGAGCGACGAGCACUGGGUGUCAGUGUUAAAUGUGGCUGGUAUCAUGACCAAAUGUAAGAUAGACACAGGGGCGAACUGUUGUGUUAUGCCAGAAACGGUCUUUCGAAAGUUAUCAGCGGCACCAGCGCAGAACUGUUGCGCAGCCUUGCGUACGUUUUUCGGUCACACAGAAAAAGCAAUCGGAAAGAUAAACCUGCUUGUCUCUAAUAAGAAUCGGAGCACCGAGGUUACGUUUUUCGUUGUUGCCCAAGAUGUGCCAGUUACAUUAAGCGGACACGUCGCUGAGACACUGAGCCUGAUAAAACGCAUAGAUGCCGUCAACGAAGUGUCCGAGAUCCUGAUAUCUGGCUUUGAAGACAUCUUCCAGGGUCUAGGACAACUUGAGGGCAUCACCUAUCGCCUGCAGCUGAAGCCCGAUGUACGACCAACCGUAAAACCAGCGAGGAGAAUUCCCGUCGCCCUCCAAGAGCCCGUGAAAGCGAAGCUCGACGAGAUGGAACGCGAUGGUGUCAUUGCAAAGAUGACAGAGCCUUGCUCGUGGUCCAGCUAUAUGGUUGUAGUACUCAAAAAGGAUAAGGUACGCAUAUGUUUGGAUCCUUCCGACUUAAACAAGGCGAUUUUGCGGGAGCAUUACCAUAUGCCUACAUUGGAAGACGUACUGCCACGGCUGCAAGGAGCCAAAUAUUUUUCCACCCUCGAUGUCGCGUCAGGGUUCUGGCAGAUAACCCUCGACGAAGAAAGUUCGCGUGUUUGCACCAUGAGCACGCCGUUCGGAAGGUACAGAUUUCUGCGCAUGCCAUUCGGCAUCACAUCAGCGCCAGAGGUUUUUCAACGCGCCAUGCACGAGGUGGUUGGAAGCUUGGCUGGCGUAGCUGUCGUGAUGGACGAUAUAUUGGUCUGGGGAAAGACAAGGCAAGAGCAUGACGCGAACCUCGCCGCCUUGCUUCAACGCUGUAGGGAACGUAAUCUAAAGCUAAAUAAAAAGAAAUGCCAAUUUUUGCAGGGCAGCGUACGUUACAUGGGCCACCUCCUCACUGCCGAAGGGCUGUCACUGGACCCGGACAGAGUUCAAGACAUCAUGCAAGUGCCCCCGCCGAAGAACCGUAAGGAGCUUCAAGUGUUCCUUGGAAUGAUAAACUAUGUAUCUCGGUUCAUCCCAAACCUGUCGGUCUCAUCCGCACCCAUUCGGGAGCUGCUUAAGAAGGACGUCGCUUGGACGUGGACAGAAGUGCAGGAAAACAGUUUCCAAAGGUUAUGAGCUAGUCUUGCUACAGCACCAGUCCUAGCAUACUUUGACCAGUCCAAGCCAGUGAAACUGUCCGUGGACGCGAGCCAGUACGGUGUCGGAGCAGUCAUUUUGCAAGAUGACCACCCCAUUGCCUAUUCGUCCCGCUCCUUAAGUGCCACACAACAGCGGUAUGC
Messenger RNA from Dermacentor silvarum, 2243 nucleotides. RefSeq lists its product as uncharacterized. The record is from RefSeq and is a predicted model, not a curated record. Lineage: Eukaryota; Metazoa; Arthropoda; Arachnida; Ixodida; Ixodidae. The transcript has a single exon. Bases 1 to 2079 code for a protein of 692 amino acids.